AUGCAGGAAUACGACCAGAUCUACUACCCCGUGUUGUUCGCGAGCCGCACUCAGAAGUCGAAUGAGCUGAAUUAUGGCAUCGCGGAGAAGGAGGUACUAGCCCUCCUAAGGAUCCUGGAUCUUAACUACAAUGCAUUGGUUGGGCAUCCGAUCCACGUGUUGACCCGACACUCAACAUUGGCGUGGCUCUUCAGAUCCACGGCCCUACCAGGACGUCUAGGAGAAUGGGCUGCUCUGUUGUCGCCCUGGACUCUUGAGAUCACCAAGUGUGUCAAAGGAGAGGACGAGAUCUUGGGAUCAUUGGUGGCCAGUAUUACCACUAGAUCUGAAGUGAAUAAGGCAAUGAUCUCUAUUGCCCCCAAAAAGGAGCAAGACGCAAGAUCCAAGCUCCGAUCCCCACUAUUAGACGCGAUGAGGAGCUAUACGUCUUUCGAUGGACCAGCGCGUGUUAAGAGAGGUGGAGGUGCCUACAGCGCGAUCUUGUCGAAGAUGCCCGAAUGGAGGGUGCUGAAGGUUAGAUCUGGGUAUGCCGAGGGUUUGACGGUGAACGAGGCGGAAUACCAUGGGCUGUUGCUAUGUUUGGAUCUGUUGGAAGAUCUGGAUUCGCGACGUCUGGUGAUCUGCGGAGACGCUAACCUGGUGAUCCCACAAGUACGAGGUGAGAUCGAUUGUAAGGAACCGGGCCUGACACUAUUACGCCGGCGGGCUUUGGAUCGACUACGUACUUGGCCAGGUCAUGAGCUGUUACAUGUCAAAAGAGACUGGAACGGGAGUGCUGAUAGCUUAGCAAGCGCUGCUCUGCAACGAAAAUGUGGGAUCGAGUUGGAUGUGAUCUUGAUAGUGAAAAUCGAAGACGAGAUCACACAAAUAUCAGCCGUGACGACCCGAUCUAAGGCUAGAUCCGGACUGAGGAUCGAACGGGUCCGGCAAGCACAGGAUGAAGAGUCGUGGAUCCUAGGCUUGACGAAGUAUUUGGUUGGGGAGAUCCGGGAUCUGACACAAGAGGAUGCUAAGAUGUUUGGAUCUAUUGCCAUGAAUUAUGAAGUGGAUCCGUCGGAUCUGCUCUUCUACUGCCCGACUACUAAGGAAGCAGCUGCAGAUCGAGACAAGUUGAUGCGAAUGUUGAUACCUGAGACGCUUCAACAGGACAUUUUGCAUCACUAUCACACGAGCCUGCAUGGUGGUCAUCAAGGGAUCGGGCGUACCUACGAUCGGAUCCGCGAUCACUUUCACCGGAGAGGGCUGUACAAGAGUGUGCAGCGAUAUAUGGGAGAAUGUGUUGACUGUGAAACGGGCAAGGGGCGACCUCGGAUACAGGGUAAGUCGCCCGGUAACCUUCAGGCGACAUACCCAUUCCAGAUCAUUGCUAUGGAUCACAUACCUUCGCUGCCUAGACCCUUCAAUGGUAACACCAAAUUGCUGAUCUUCGCGGAUUAA
Molecule: messenger RNA, 1437 nt
Organism: Phytophthora megakarya
Lineage: Eukaryota; Oomycota; Peronosporomycetes; Peronosporales; Peronosporaceae
Source: the annotation of a GenBank genome assembly